Molecule: messenger RNA, 1823 nt
Organism: Paramecium sonneborni
Lineage: Eukaryota; Ciliophora; Oligohymenophorea; Peniculida; Parameciidae
Source: the annotation of a GenBank genome assembly
AUAAAAUAAUAAAUAAAAAUAUGAGUUAUGAAACCAGAGUAAUAAUGAAUUAUUAGUUUAAUACUUGUGACAUUAUAGGAAGAGGGUUCAGUUCUAUUGUUUAUAAAGGGAUGAACACAAUAACAAAAGAAAAUGUAGCAAUUAAAGUAAUGGUUUUUUUAUUUAUUGCUUUAGGUUAUUAAAAGAUAGUUCUCAGAUCAAUUGCCAGUUAUUUAAAAUGAAAUAUAAAUCCUAUCGAAAUUACAAGGACGUAAUAUAUUGAAGUUUUAUGACCAUUUCAUGAGUCAAAACAAUAUAUACAUCAUCACUGAAUACUGUAGGUAAGGCGAUCUGGCAUAGAAACUCAAAUAAUUUGGAUAUUUGAAGUAGGAAUAUGCUGUAGCUAUUAUUCGAUAGGUCAUAGAUGGUAUUAAUGUGAUGGCUUAACAAAGUAUUCUAAAUUAUCAUAUGAGAUAUCAUACAUAGAGACUUAAAACCCUAGAACAUCUUAAUUAAUGAAGAUGGCAUUAAAAUUGCAGAUUUUGGUUUCGCAAAGCCCUUAAAUCAAUUAUAAAAUGAAAUGAAUGUUGGAACUCCUCUUUACAUGAGUCCAGAAACCAUUAUUAAAUCUUAAUAUAAUGCUAAAAGUGAUAUAUGGAGUCUAGGAGUCCUCUUUUAUGAAAUUCUAUUUGGAAGACCACCUUGGUAGGCUUAGACAGAACAAGAAUUGAUUUUUAAAAUGCUAAAUUAACGCAUUUCUUUUCCAGAUCUUCCACCUGUGACAGAAACAGUUAAAGACUUUAUUAAAUAAUGUCUUAUUGUUGAUCCAUAUUUAAGAUUAGGAAUAACAGACCUCAUCAAACAUCCUUUAAUUCGAAAACCUACAAAAAAAAUAGAAAAAUUUAUAAGACCAACUGAAACUGAGAGCACUUAUUAAACUAUUAAAUCUGAAAUUCCAAACAGUUCAGAACCAUGGACUCACAAUAAUUCUAAUAAAAAAUUAGUUUAUGUUAAUUGUAAGAAUCCUUAAGUUAAUGCAAUUCUUAAUAAAUAUUUAAAUACAAAAAACAAUUAAGUUACUAAUAACAAGUCUAAUUCUAAAAAUUAAUCUUUGUUUGAUGAAAUUUAAUUAAUUUUGUAAAGUCAAUUCUCUUUGUGUAUAUUUCUUAAUAAUAUAAUAUCUAAAUUAAGGGAUUUUAAAUUAGCAACACCUUUAUUAAAUGAAAAAUGUAGGAUUAUUUUUUCAAAGCAUUUGCAAAAUAUCAAGGAUACAAUUUACAAACAAUUAAUAGAGAGCGACAAUAAGUUUAAAUUUAAGGAUUGGUAAUUAUUUUGCAAAGAAAAUGCUUAUAGUAGAUUUAGCGCUAAAUUUAUAUUAGAAAAUAAUUAGUUUACAAAGACAUGUUAGGAAUAUAAUUAAAUGAUAAAAUCAAAUAAAUAAUUAAUAAUUGAGUAUUAAAAAUAUGAUUCAGAAUUCUAUUAAAUUUUGUUUGGAUUGGAGUGGAAGGUUAUUAAAAAGAUAAUGAGAAAUUUAAUAAUAGAAUUUAAUCAUAUAAUUGCUUUAAAUAUUGAUACAAGCAAUUUAAGUAAUAAAAUCAGCAAAUCAUAAUAGAUUGAGAUUUCGCUAUUACAAUAAUUAUAUUAUUAUUUUGAAAUUGUUGAUAAGUAUUAUUUGAAAGAAUUUGAUGAGAAGAGAUUUGCUCAAGAAUCAAAAAUAUAAUAGUACUUGGUAGUAAAGGAAUUCAGAAUAUCUGACUACUUAGAAAUAAGAUAACUAGUAAAGAGGUUAAUGAAAUCAUGAAAUAUAAAUAUAUUUCAUAAUUUUUGUAAUAAAAUAUGAAAAC